Verticillium alfalfae VaMs.102 is the source of this 270-nucleotide messenger RNA. RefSeq lists its product as hypothetical. NCBI's taxonomy places the organism in Eukaryota, Fungi, Ascomycota, Sordariomycetes, Glomerellales, Plectosphaerellaceae. The transcript has a single exon. Bases 1 to 270 code for a protein of 89 amino acids. The record is from RefSeq and is a predicted model, not a curated record.
AUGAACGGCAGGCGACCCUCGCCCCCAGAGAGCGUUCGGCAGCCGGUGCCCCGAUACCCUCCUGGACACGGCAACGCGGUGGCACCGCAGCAGGUCGAGCAGCAUGUCGGGGUGAGCGGUCUUCACCCACCCAACGCGAAGAAUAUGAGAAGUCUGACGGGUAGUGCGAGCGCCAGCGCGGGUAGUGGUGAUUCCCAUAUUGACACAGAGCCAUCGGCUCACAGCAGCCAGAGCAGCCUCGGCCCUCGACCGACUGUGGGCGUGCGUUAG